AUGGAGUUUGGAGUUUCCCAGGAGGAGGAGUCAUCGAGCUGGUCUCUGGAGCAGCUGAGCUGGGAAUCCUCUGACCAAGGGCACGCAGCAGCCCAGGCAUGCAGAGAGGAGGAGCUGCUGGGCCAGAAGGCUGAGCUUGAGGGCCGACUGGCAGCCACAGAGUGGCUCCAACAAGACCUUUCCAGGCAGCUGGCAGAGACCAGGUCAGCAAAGGAGAGCCUGGAAUCCAGGCUGCUUGCUGCUCAGCAGCAGAUAGCUCAGCUGGAGAUGAGCAGGAAGCGUGUGGAGGCAGAGCUGCAAGCUGAGCUGCAGGAAGCUCGCAGUGAAGUCCAGGCAGCACAGAGGAGGCACAAGGAAGAGCUGCAAGGCCUCAAACAGGAAAUUAAUCUCCUCCUUGAGCAGAGGGAGGCUCUACAAAAGCAGGUGGCAGAGUUGACAUCUCAGCUGGCAGCCUCCCGAGAGUGCCAGGAAAAGACUGUGCAGAGAGCCCAGCAAGAUGUGAGGGAGGCCCAGGAAGAGUCCAGGCAGAAGCCCUCGGAGGUUGAGCAUGUCCAGAAGCUGCUGGAGGAGGCAGAACAUCAGAAGAAAGAGCUGCAAGCACAUCUGCAGGACUUGGAGAGGGAAUGGAUCCAUUGGGAAGAAGUGGCACAGCAGAAUUCAGAAUUGCAGGCUUCCGUCAAUGCCCUAGAGAGGGAAAAAGCCAGGCUGAUUCUGACUCUGGCGGAAAAGAACCUGUGUCUCAGAACCCUGGAAAAACAGAAGAUGGCACUGAACAAUCAUGUGUCUCAGUGUCAAUCUGCUCUUCAGAAGGCCAACCAGCUCUCUUCAAACCGCGCUGGACAACUGCGGGAGCUCAACACCCAGAUCCGGGCCCUGCAGGACGCAGUGCUGCAGAUGGAGGCUUCCCAGGCAACUCGAGAGAAGCAGCUGCUGAAGGAGCUGGAGGAGUCUCGAGCAGGAGAACGCUGCUUGAGGGACUCUGUGCAUGUGCUGGAGGCUGAGGUGUCUGAGCUGCGUGUGAAGCUGCAGAGCUCUGAUGACAAAGCUCUUGCCUUGGCCAUACAGUGUAAGGCUCUGGAGCUGAAGCUGAGGAAGACACAGACUGAGAGAGACAACCUCAGAGCCUGCAACAUGGAGCUGCAGAAGGAGUUGGAGGAAACUGAGCAAGGGUGGGUGCAGGCAGAAGCCAUGCACAUCUCUCGCCAAAUUCUCCUGGACAAAGAGGCCACAGAAAGGCAGGAAGAGGCUGUGACUCUUCGUCAGGAGGUGGCAUCUCUGAAGAGGAAAUUGGAAAUCCUGAAGAAGGAAAGGAAGGAUGUGCUGCAGGCUCUUGGAGCACAAGAGGAGCAGCUGUUUUGUGGCUCAGGGACCAGCCUGGACCCUAAGGAGCCAGUUGCAUCAGCAGAGGAGGAGAAGAGAGAGAGGCCUGAAUUAUCCACUGUGCCCUGGAGAAGUGGCGAGCAGGUGGAACCUGACAGGAGAAUCACAGAUUUUAGGAGACUCUUCCUCCCAGACUACUUCAUGUUCCCUGUACACAAGUCUACCCAUCAAAAUUGGUCGACUUUUGAAACAGAAGACUCCUCCAGUAGCUCAGGGGAGUAGCAGCCCUCGUGCUGAUGCACAGCCUGUGGAGAAGAGGGUCAGUGGCCCAAACGUGUGCUUUGGAAAGCAGAGCUGGGUUUCUAAAUGCUGUUGGAAGUCUCUCCAAUAGACCCGUGGUGGCUGAGGGGUGGAUGGAGGUGGGAAGGGUUUGCCAGCCUUGAACUGGACUUGUUGAUCUUCUGAGCUCUGUUGUGUCUGGGAGCCUGUUCCUUUCCCC
Messenger RNA from Passer domesticus (house sparrow), 1819 nucleotides. Its product is annotated as myosin-10-like. NCBI's taxonomy places the organism in Eukaryota, Metazoa, Chordata, Aves, Passeriformes, Passeridae. The coding region runs from base 1 to 1602 and encodes 533 amino acids. The transcript has 9 exons. The record is from RefSeq and is a predicted model, not a curated record.